This is a messenger RNA of Cordyceps fumosorosea ARSEF 2679, 1242 nucleotides long. RefSeq lists its product as hypothetical. The record is from RefSeq and is a predicted model, not a curated record. The coding region runs from base 1 to 1242 and encodes 413 amino acids. The transcript has a single exon. NCBI's taxonomy places the organism in Eukaryota, Fungi, Ascomycota, Sordariomycetes, Hypocreales, Cordycipitaceae.
AUGAUGGAAGCUCCAACACGCAGUGCGUCAAUGGAUCCCUCAUACGGCCACUCUCGCACACGAACGACGUCGUCCUCCGUAUUUCCCUCUCAGCACUCUCAGCACUCUCAGCACCCCCAAUACCAGCAGCAGCAAUACGCACAGCAUCGACAACCGCCGCCGCAUUCGCAUCAGCAGCAGUAUACCCAGCACCAGCACCAGCACCAACAACAACGACAGCAUCCUCACCAGCUUCACCCACACCACCAGCACCACCCCAUGCAUCCGGGCCAACAGCACCACCACCACUCCCAGCCGUCGCCGCAGUCGGCUUCGAAUCCCCAACUAUGGCGCCGGUCGCCCUCCAUCGGGGCCUUUAGCAACGCUUCGAGCUUCCAGCAACCGCCGCCGGCCGCCUACCGCACUUCAAGCAGCGAUCUACGCCGCUCAACAUCCAGUCGCUCCGUUACCACCCAGGGCGGCGCUGGCGGCGGCUACGUUGCUCUUCUGCGCAAGCAAAAAGCCACAGUUUGGUGCGAGCGUGCUCAGUACGAGGACCCUCGCGUCGUGGCCCAGCAGCGUGCCGCCAAGAUGCGCGCCAACCUCGAGGUCGUUAGCGGCAACGCGGCCGGCCGCACCCAGACUGGCCUCGCCUCCGCCAAGGUCGCUGGCAAGAUUCGCCACGGCAAGGCACCCCUCGUCGUCGGCUACGCCCCCGGCGAGACGCACGUCGGCGUCGGCGGCGUGCCCCUCCGACUCAGCGCUAGGGAGAUUGAUGGCGACGGCAGCGACGACGACGACAACAAUACGGGGCCGAUGAUGGCAUCGCGCAAAGAACAGCAACACCACCGCCGCGCCGGUAGCAGCGGUCGUAGCAGUACAGGCUCUGGCCGCCGUCAGCAUCGCACCUCGGGCAACGGCACCCCCGCGCGUAACCCGAGCCUCGUUGGCACCCCUGAGCGCACCCAGAGCUUCGCCAGCAAGCCCCCGCAGCCCAAGCAGUCCAUCGACGAGUCGGCCGGCCCGAUUGACGAUGCCGCGAGCGGCCGCGCUCAGAGCUCCCGCAGCGGCAACAGCGAGCGUCGCGACGACGUACUCGAGCUCGGCCAGGGCCCAAAGCUGGCCCACAACUCGAAGCUGCACUCGGCGCUCACUAGGGAGAAGAGCGUUAAGAGCCCUGAGGAGCUUAAGCGUCGUGGGAGCGUUGACGAGCGAACAUCUACGCUGACGUCUGGUCGUCUCUUUAUUGCCAACCCCGAUUAA